GAGGUUUGUUUUGUACACUCCUGAAGAAUAUCAAAGUUCCAGAUGGGUAUGCAUCCAAUAUUUCUCGUCGUGUUAACCUCAAACAACAUAGCAUAUCUGGACUGAAAAGUCAUGACAACCAUAUAUUGAUGCAACAAAUACUUCCAAUAGCAGUGAGAAAUUUGUUACCGAAAAAAGUUGUUGAACCAUUGAUUGAGUUAAGCAAUUUCUUCAGGCAGUUGUGCUCCAAAACUUUAGAGCCAGAUGGGUUAGAUCGUCUUCAAUCCCAAAUUGCUCUUACACUUUGUCAUCUUGAGAGAAUUUUUCCUCCAUCCUUUUUCGAUAUAAUGGAGCACUUGCCUAUUCACCUAGCAGAGGAGGCCAAGAUUGCUGGUCCAGUGCAAUAUCGCUGGAUGUACUUCAUAGAAAGGUAUCUUAUGACACUUAAGUCAUAUAUGCGUAAUCGAAGUCAUCCAGAAGGUUCAAUUGCAGAGGGAUACUUAGUUGAAGAGUGUAUGACUUUUUGCUCAAGGUACUUGGAUGAUGUCGAGUCAAAAUUGAAUCGACCAAUAAGGAAUUACGAUGUUAGCGACAAUCCUGGGAUAUUACUGGGUCAUGCUUUAGGAAAAGGAAAAGGGUUUGCGCUUGAUAGCACAUCAUGGGUACAAGCUCAUUGGUAUGUGUUAUUUAACACUGCUGUGGUUUUCCCAUAUCGAGAGGAGCAUCGUGAUUUUAUUAAGCGGUCACAUCGUCGUCUUAAAGAUUUUGAUGUGGAUCGCCGUCACAAUGAUGAGUUUCCCAGAUGGUUUAAUUCUCAUGUUGAAGAGCUUCUAGCUAUUGAAAAUGCUGUGUUGUCAGAUGAGAUUAAAACUUUGGCAUUGGGACCUAGUAAAAAGGCCACGAGAUUCAGUGGGUAUAUAAUUAAUGGUACUAGGUAUCAUACGAGGAGUCGUGAGUGGAGAAGAAAAACUCAAAAUAGUGGGGUUAUGGUGAAAGCAAAGACUUGUAGCUAUGCAAGUACCAGAGACAUGAAUCCUGUGGAAGGUGAAGUAGCAUACUAUGGAUAUGUGACAGAUAUUAUUGAAUUGUAUUACUCAUACGACCGUAGAUAUGUGCUAUUCAUGUGCGACUGGAUUGACAACAACAAAGGAUUGAAGCAGGAUGGGUUUGGUUUCACACUUGUUAAUUUCAAUCAUUUGUUAUAUACAAAGAAACAAAAUAGUGAUGAGCCAGCACGCGGUCUUACUGUGGACAAUAAAUGA
Camellia sinensis is the source of this 1241-nucleotide messenger RNA. The record is from RefSeq and is a predicted model, not a curated record. NCBI's taxonomy places the organism in Eukaryota, Viridiplantae, Streptophyta, Magnoliopsida, Ericales, Theaceae.